This is a messenger RNA of Drosophila takahashii, 2601 nucleotides long. RefSeq names its product Actin-related protein 2 (gene Arp2). Gene Ontology annotation, molecular function: actin filament binding. The record is from RefSeq and is a predicted model, not a curated record. Gene Ontology annotation, biological process: Arp2/3 complex-mediated actin nucleation. NCBI's taxonomy places the organism in Eukaryota, Metazoa, Arthropoda, Insecta, Diptera, Drosophilidae. Gene Ontology annotation, cellular component: Arp2/3 protein complex; actin cortical patch.
GUGCGCGGCGGGUGUCCCUGUGUGUGUGUGUACGAAUGGAAGUGGAAAGUGUGUGAUUAAGUGCAGUCGCUCUCCGGCGAACCAAAAAAAUCAUUCAACAGUAGUGUUUAAUGAACGGCUGAGCCAAGCCAACAGGAAACGCGAUCGCUCAACUCCCCCCGCCACGCUCUCUGUAUUUGUUGUUGUUGUUUUUUGUUUUGUUUUAUCAAGGAGCGGCGCGCCGGAACCAAUAGAAACCAACACCCACAAAGGCCACCAAGUCGCGUCAUCAGUGGAAGUGGAAAGGCAGCAGCAGCAGCAGCAGCAGAAGGAGAAGCAGUGGUAUUCCAGCUCCAGUUAGAGUCCUCGAAACAUGGACAGCAAGGGUCGAAAUGUCAUCGUCUGUGAUAACGGCACAGGGUUCGUCAAGUGCGGAUAUGCCGGCAGCAAUUUUCCCACCUUCAUUUUCCCCUCGAUGGUGGGACGACCCAUGAUUCGGGCAGUUAACAAAAUCGGCGAUAUCGAAGUCAAGGAUCUGAUGGUCGGCGACGAGGCGUCACAGCUGCGAUCCCUGCUAGAGGUCUCCUAUCCCAUGGAGAACGGCGUCGUGCGCAACUGGGACGACAUGUGCCACGUGUGGGACUACACGUUCGGGCCCAAAAAGAUGGACAUCGAUCCGACGAACACAAAAAUCCUGCUGACAGAGCCGCCCAUGAAUCCCACAAAGAACCGCGAGAAAAUGAUCGAGGUGAUGUUCGAGAAAUACGGCUUCGAUUCCACAUACAUUGCCAUCCAGGCUGUGCUGACGCUAUAUGCCCAGGGUCUGAUCUCGGGCGUUGUGAUCGAUUCGGGCGAUGGUGUCACGCACAUAUGUCCCGUGUACGAGGAGUUUGCCUUGCCCCAUCUGACGCGGCGACUGGACAUUGCCGGUCGGGAUAUUACUCGCUAUUUAAUUAAGUUACUGUUACUGCGUGGCUACGCCUUCAAUCAUUCCGCUGACUUCGAAACGGUGCGCAUCAUGAAGGAGAAGCUCUGCUACAUUGGCUACGACAUCGAGAUGGAGCAGCGUUUGGCCCUGGAGACGACGGUGCUGGUGGAGUCCUACACGCUACCCGAUGGCCGGGUAAUCAAGGUCGGCGGCGAGCGUUUCGAGGCGCCCGAGGCCCUCUUCCAGCCGCAUUUAAUCAACGUCGAGGGUCCGGGCAUUGCGGAACUGGCCUUCAACACCAUCCAAGCGGCGGACAUCGAUAUCCGACCCGAGCUCUACAAGCACAUAGUCCUGUCCGGCGGCUCCACCAUGUAUCCCGGUCUGCCCAGUCGGUUGGAGCGAGAGAUCAAACAGCUGUACUUGGAGCGGGUACUCAAGAACGAUACGGAAAAGCUGGCGAAAUUCAAAAUACGCAUUGAGGAUCCACCGCGACGCAAGGACAUGGUCUUCAUCGGCGGUGCUGUUUUGGCGGAGGUGACGAAGGAUCGUGACGGUUUCUGGAUGUCCAAGCAAGAGUACCAGGAGCAGGGUCUCAAAGUAUUGCAAAAGCUGCAAAAGAUCAGUCACUAGGAGAGGCGCGGCGACUGGUGUGAGAACGAAAAGUGAGGGAAGACCCUGAGAAAUAGGAUGAUGAACAAUUGUAUAAAUUUCUUUUGGCUAGUUUGUAUAAGUUGAAAAUUUUCAUUUUUGCGUGAUGUAUCUGUCUAUUAUAUGUGUGUGUUUUUCUUUUGUGUGCCUGCGUGCAGAAUUGGUCUUUAUUGUCUAUAGAUUGCCAAACAUCGCAGACAUGCCGUCGUCACUGCUCGAUUCCCGUACAAUGAAUUGUAAUAUUUCUUUCGCCGCGAGCCGAAAAGAGUGUAACCUAAAUUGUGUAGCCCUGCAUUAGUGUGUUUAAAUGAUUAUGAUUACGCCUAAACCCCCAUCUUGCUUUGAUGAAUAUAUAUAAUUUACCUACCUAUUAAUUUCCUGCACCUAGAGUAUAUUGAUAUUUUUGUAAACUCAAACUGUUUCAUUUCGAGCGAGUAUUUUUCACAUUAAGUAUUAACUAGGCCAAGUCUGCUAGUAGCAGCGAUUAUAAAUCGUGUGUGUAUGAGACAGAGACAGAGAUAGUGACAGAGAAAGAGACAGGGCGAGAAAGUUGCACAGCACAGAGAGAGAGAGGGAUAGAUAUCCUGCUUUCGCUAACUAAGAAAGACUCAUUCGAAUUUCAAAGUUCGAACCGAAAGCCUUUCCUCGUCAACCAAGAAAAGAUAAAUGCAAUCGUAGCAUUUCUGGGUUAUCUCUUUUAACCAGACAAAGAUAAACCAAGUCAGUCACAAGUUUAUGCAUUUAUGUUGCCCAAUAAUCGAAAAUAUUACCAGCCGGAGUGUUUAAUUUGAUUUAAUUUCCCAACCUGCCUUUUCUAGUUAGUUGCAAUUUGAUGAUUGUUGGGGCAGUACUAUCGGCAUAUGAUCAAUAUAUAUUUAUAUAAUGAUAUAAUGAAUGCGGAAUGCCAAUUAUAUAAGUAAAUGCAAUAAACAUAAUUAUGAUGUAUGAUGUAUACUGUAGUCUAAAGCUGAAUCGUAUAUGACUUGGUUUUUUUUUACCAACUAAAAACAAAACAAGAAUCACAAUAAAAACAAACUGAAAUCCAA